Orussus abietinus is the source of this 888-nucleotide messenger RNA. RefSeq names its product lisH domain-containing protein FOPNL. Bases 236 to 610 code for a protein of 124 amino acids. The transcript is spliced from 3 exons. Lineage: Eukaryota; Metazoa; Arthropoda; Insecta; Hymenoptera; Orussidae. The record is from RefSeq and is a predicted model, not a curated record. Gene Ontology annotation, molecular function: protein binding. Gene Ontology annotation, biological process: microtubule anchoring. Gene Ontology annotation, cellular component: centrosome.
AUUCCUGAGCAUAACCUCAUUGACAGAGUGGGUGUGAGAGAUGUCUUGCUGUUGAAGUGUCAUAGACGGAAUUGCUUAUUUAUCGCAUCAAUGAUCACUUCGUAAAACUUUAAUUUAUUGUUCCCUGAGAUUACUCAUUAUUCUAGACAUUGUUAAACGUACUGUCAUUAAAGCGAAAUUAGCAUUCAAGGGUAUAAAUGCCUUAUGGAAAUAACAGCUGCUCGUUUGUUUGAAAAUGGCGACGGAAAGAGAUUUGGUGAAUGCGGUACGUGACUCCUUGGAAGCCGAGGGAGUUCUCAGUAGGAUGAAGGCAGAAAUGCGUACAGAGGUGAUGAAGCUUCUUGACGGCUCAAAUAAAUCUCAUAGAACCAAGCGACCAAAGCCUCCACACGAUGUGCUUCUUCUGAAUGAACUAAUUCGAGAGUAUCUCGACUGGAUUGGCUAUAAAUACACCUCGACGGUAUUUGUCGCAGAAUGCGAGAUGGCAAAGCAGCCUCUGGAUCGAGAGUUUCUUAUACAAGAUCUGGGAGUCAAGGAAAACGAGGAAUCUAAAGACCUUCCGCUGCUAUUGGGUCUUGUUGAGACGUUCAAAAAUCUUAAGACUGCAUAGACUCGGCUACUGACAAUCGAUGCACCACCAUUUAUUUAAUCACUCUUUCGAUGAUCUCAAUGGCAUGUAAUUUAAUAAAUAACUUUAUAAAUUUUAGUCAGCUACAGUUAAUCUUCAGCCAGGGAUUUCUUUCGUUCUUGCAACGGUUUUGGCGCGGUUCCGACCUACCCAUCACUUUUGGGACUUUCAAAAAAGUUUUGCCUCCGAGGAAAGAGACAUCUAUCCGAAUGGACUCCUCAAAAAUUGAAACUCAAAUACUACGUAAUGAUGUGUCUUAU